AUGUCUACCCUUCCUCAUUCAUCUUCGUAUGACGUAAACAGUGAGAUGGAAGAUGUCACUUCAGGUAUCACUUCAUUUGACGCGAAUGAGCUGGAGAGCAGACGAAGGAAUUUUCUUGAUGAUGGCUUUGUUUUUGGGCUUGAGGGCUCGGGCCUUGAACGGCCAAAAGGAAAAGUUGCCCAAGUGGUUGUUGAAGGAGAUAAUCUCGAGACAGAGCAAUGGCAGGUCUUAUUUGUCUGUCUAACUUUCUUGGCACACGCAGCGUUUGCUUCCGGCGCUUUCACCGAAAUCCUUCAAAGAAAUUCAGGCAACUUCGCCGUGUCGCUGGUAGAAUGUUCAGCUCUAUUAGUUUCAAGUUGGGUGCUGGCUGAUCUUGGUAGCGGCAUAUUGCAUUGGUCUGUCGAUAACUAUGGAAAUGGGCGCACGCCAAUCAUGGGAGGGGUUAUCGCUGCCUUUCAGGGGCAUCAUUCGGCACCAUGGACCAUCACAGACCGAGGAUUUUGUAACAAUGUCUAUAAGCUUUGUAUUCCUUUCGGCGCAGGCACCGUCGGUCUUGUGAGUCUAUUGAGUGGUCCUUUCGUCACUUUCUUCAUCGUCUGCUUUUGCAUCAUGGAGAUCCUUUCGCAGGAGUUUCACAAAUGGUCACACAUGACAAAGAGCGAGUGUCCCAACAUCGUCAACGGGUUACAAACUUGUGGUUUGCUUAUUGCGAGGCAGCCACAUGCGCAGCAUCACAUGGCUCCGUAUGAUGGCAAUUACUGCAUAAUAUCUGGUUUGUGGAACCAGCUGUUGGACGAUUCAGGAUUCUUUCGGCGCCUUGAACACAUUAUAUACAAUGUAAAUGGAAUCGAGAGCAAUGCCUGGAAACUUGACGAGGAACUGAAACAACGUACACUACAGGGCAAAUAUAAUCUCUCGCAUUAG
Molecule: messenger RNA, 924 nt
Organism: Cylindrotheca closterium
Lineage: Eukaryota; Bacillariophyta; Bacillariophyceae; Bacillariales; Bacillariaceae
Source: the annotation of a GenBank genome assembly